AUUUUGUAACUUUUGUUAUUAAAUUUUGCUCGUGAUUUUUAUUAGACUUUUCACUUUUGAUUUUCCAGUGGAUCUUUUUGUCCGAAACAUGUUCACGAUAGCAGAGAUCAAACCGUGGUCUUUUAGUUAAUCAGUAUACUAGUGUCUCCGAACGUGAAACAGUUCUGAUAGGCUUGAGACUUUGAACGAUCUCGCAACCGGGAAUCUCGACAAGCUUCGAUGGCGAAAGCUGUUGAUACAGUACCACUUUAGCGAACCAUGAAUAAGAUGCUGUUUGGGAGUACAGCAGAGCUAGCUUGGAGUUCGCUCAAAAUAUGGGACUGUCAUCGUCGCCAGAGAUUUCUGCAUGGUUCAGCAUGCAUGUUAGUCAGUGUGUUGAGCAACAAGUCGCGAAAGAAGAUGGACGAGAAGCACAGGGUAUUGAUGGCCAAAUUGGAAAGAAAGAUUCUUCAGCGGGACGCUGCUCGAAAGCCGCACACGCAUACUGUUGGGUAUUUAAGCAAGGGCAAAACAGAUUCUACACCGUGGAGCGCUGCAUAUCUUCGCGAACACGAGCCACGCCAUGUGAAAAUGGUGGAGAGUGUUCUUUUGGAUAGGAUAACCGAACUGUUGGCGGAUGCUCGCUUUUCGGAAUUACUUAUGGAAAUCAGCAUUGAGAUUACAGGAGUUCAAAUAAACCGCAACCGUGGACAGCUCAACAUUUUAUGGGCUCCUACCGGCGAUCCCUUAGCAGACAAAAAAAUCCACCAGAUCUUGCAAAGUAUGACGCCGGAUUUACGAGAGCACUUAUGCAGUCAGCAUAUCCUUGGUUUCGUUCCAAGAAUUGAAUUUGUGCGUGAUAAAACUAUCAGAUGCCUGAAAGAACUGCAGGAUCGAAUGGCUCUUCUUGAUACGGGACCACCGGAUGAACCGUUGGAUACGGUUGACCGUGAGGUGUUGGAGGUGACAGUUCAAGGUGGUCCUUCCUCUGGCCUGGAGACAACGUUGUCGGGACCGAUGAUGGACCCGCUGGGCCUGGAUCGAGUACCACCGAUGAGAACAGAUAUCGGCGGUAUUGAUAGAACUAAACUUCUGGAGCAAAUGCAGCAGGGAUUUUAUAGAGCGGGGCCAAGAAUCAAUAGGAAAGAUAAAGCCGAAAAUUUGUCGGACGACAGAGCGGAAACUGCAGCUUCUUGAUACUUUUUUCAUUGCUGGUAGAACUGGUGGAUGUUGCGUAAUGUUUUGUGAUAACUGCUUGGAUAAUGGAUAAGUCAGUACAUACUUAUAUUUACGUUAACUUGAAUCUUACUACAGCACUGUAUCGCACUUAAACCGUCGCAGCGUUUAAAGUACUUUUAUUCACCUUAUUAAACUUUUAUCGCAGCGGUACGAAAGUUAACGGCGCCUGAUUUAAAACCGACUGUAUGAAGUUUGCGUUUGUGUACCAACAACGAAUAUUGCAAGUGUUACAGUGUUACAGUUUUACCGAACUACAUGUAUAAGUAAGUACAUGUAUCUUGCAAGUUUUAAGAAAUCCAGCAAUAGUUUUGCGCUUUUGCAUAGUUGUGAGCUCUUUAUUGUUAAGGGCACUAACCCGGCAAAGUUUCGCGUGUCAUCUUGGAUCACGU
Paramacrobiotus metropolitanus is the source of this 1607-nucleotide messenger RNA. RefSeq lists its product as uncharacterized. Gene Ontology annotation, biological process: rRNA processing. The record is from RefSeq and is a predicted model, not a curated record. Bases 259 to 1176 code for a protein of 305 amino acids. The transcript is spliced from 5 exons. Lineage: Eukaryota; Metazoa; Tardigrada; Eutardigrada; Parachela; Macrobiotidae.